AUUCACUAGAUGGAGGACUCUAAAUUUGCAAGAAAAAAUUUUGCUCUUAACUUCUCACAUCGGAUAGAUUAUUUAUCUUUUGGAAACGAUGUUCCUGGACACAUCAAUCCCCUUGAUGGCACAGAAAAAAUUACAUUAGAGCAAAAUAUGCUGUUUCAGUAUUUUAUCACAGUUGUGCCCACCAAGCUGCACACAUCAGGUGUUUCAGUGAACAUGCAUCAGUUUUCUGUUACAGAACGGGAGCGGCUUGUAAGCAAUAAGAAAGGCAGUCAUGGUGUAUCUGGGAUCUUUAUUAAAUAUAACCUGAGUCCAUUAAUGGUGAGGGUGAGAGAGGAGCAUAUGCCUCUCUCUGUGUUUCUUGUGAGACUGUAUGGCAUCAUUGGAGGAAUCUUUUCAACUUCAGGUCUGCUCCACGGAUUGAUUGGGUAUUUUGUUGACAUUAUCUGCUGUUGCUUUAGACUUGGAGCAGAUCAAUCCAAGGAGGGUUCUCCCUGAUUAGGACCGCCUGGAAAAUUUUACAUGUAUUUAUUUAGCAGAGACAUUUAUAUAAAGCGAAAAAUGAGAAGCAUAAAUAAGUCCUGGAUGGUAGCGUAUAAACAGAUUAUUUAGUUUACAACUGCAAUUACAUAUUAUGCCAUUCGCAAUUCGCUUAAUGGGAUUGUAGUUCUUUCCAUCAUUAAAGUCGUUAAGA
Messenger RNA from Sinocyclocheilus grahami, 691 nucleotides. RefSeq names its product endoplasmic reticulum-Golgi intermediate compartment protein 2-like. Lineage: Eukaryota; Metazoa; Chordata; Actinopteri; Cypriniformes; Cyprinidae. Gene Ontology annotation, biological process: retrograde vesicle-mediated transport, Golgi to endoplasmic reticulum; endoplasmic reticulum to Golgi vesicle-mediated transport. Gene Ontology annotation, cellular component: endoplasmic reticulum; COPII-coated ER to Golgi transport vesicle; membrane. The record is from RefSeq and is a predicted model, not a curated record. The coding region runs from base 10 to 495 and encodes 161 amino acids. The transcript has 6 exons.